This is a messenger RNA of Trichoderma breve, 516 nucleotides long. Its product is annotated as skp1 family, dimerization domain-containing protein. Lineage: Eukaryota; Fungi; Ascomycota; Sordariomycetes; Hypocreales; Hypocreaceae. The record is from RefSeq and is a predicted model, not a curated record. Gene Ontology annotation, cellular component: cytoplasm; nucleus. The transcript is spliced from 4 exons. Gene Ontology annotation, biological process: mitotic cell cycle; SCF-dependent proteasomal ubiquitin-dependent protein catabolic process. Bases 1 to 516 code for a protein of 171 amino acids. Gene Ontology annotation, molecular function: cullin family protein binding.
AUGGCGGAAGCAAAGCCUGCGUCCCAGAAGAUCUGGUUGGUCUCCAACGACAACGCGACCAUGGAAGUCGACCGCGCCGUCGUUGAGCGAUCCAUGCUCUUGAAGAACAUGUUGGAGGAUUUGGGCGGUGCCGACGUCAGCCCUGAGAACCCAAUUCCCAUCCCCAACGUGAACGAGGCAGUGCUGCGAAAGGUCGUCGAGUGGUGCGAGCACCACCGCAACGACCCCGUCGCCGCUCCCGAUGACGAGUCGGAUGCCCGCAAGAAGACCACUGAUAUCGAGGAGUGGGACCAGAAGUUUAUGCAGGUUGACCAGGAAAUGCUUUUCGAGAUCAUCUUGGCCUCAAACUUCCUUGACAUUAAGCCGCUCUUGGAUGUGGGCUGUAAGACCGUGGCAAACAUGAUCAAGGGCAAGUCCCCCGAAGAGAUCCGCAAGACUUUCAACAUCACAAACGAUUUCUCAGCCGAGGAGGAGGAGCAAAUUCGCCGUGAGAACGAAUGGGCCGAGGACCGAUAA